Cololabis saira (Pacific saury) is the source of this 2517-nucleotide messenger RNA. It is a transcript of the gene arid5a, whose product is annotated as AT-rich interactive domain 5A. Bases 105 to 1868 code for a protein of 587 amino acids. The transcript has 7 exons. The record is from RefSeq and is a predicted model, not a curated record. Gene Ontology annotation, biological process: regulation of transcription by RNA polymerase II. Gene Ontology annotation, molecular function: transcription cis-regulatory region binding. Gene Ontology annotation, cellular component: nucleus. Lineage: Eukaryota; Metazoa; Chordata; Actinopteri; Beloniformes; Belonidae.
UGCGGAGACAUCUUCCUAUUUCGUGUGGCAAGUUGAAGAGAGUGUUGCAUGUGCGAGUGUCACUAAACAGCCUGAAGCCAGGGACCAGAAGACAACGUCUGGAAAUGGCUGGGGAGGACCAGAGCGAGACGUCACAACAAACAGCAGCCAGUGAUGAAGAGAAUGCGAGGGAGAAACAGGAUUCCCCCUACGUCAUUGAAAUUCAUGAUUCUACGACUGAAUGUGAGGAUGAAGCGAGGCCCAGUGCUUUGCAGAUGGAGGAGAAAGCAUUUGUGUCAAGUCUGCACUCCUUUAUGAAGGACAAAGGUACACCGAUAGAAAGGAUCCCACACCUGGGCUUUAAACAGAUCAAUCUUUGGAAAAUCUACAAAGCUGUUGACAAGCUUGGGGGCUAUGACUCAGUGACAGCUCGACGUCUGUGGAAGAAAGUGUAUGAUGAAUUAGGAGGAAGUCCAGGUAGCACCAGCGCUGCCACUUGCACUCGAAGACACUAUGAGAGGCUGGUGCUUCCCUUUGAGAGACACAUGAAAGGGGAGGAGGACAAACCUCUGCCUCCGAGCAAACCGCGGAAAGCCUACAAAAGAAACCUGGAGGGAAAGGCGAACAAACCCGAGGCAAAGCGGAAAAGCACUCACUCGGACAGGGAACUGGAUUCUGAGAUUCUCACCCAAAGAAGUCCAGAAACAUCUGGCCAAAGUGAAGCAACGAUCCCUCCUCAUUUUGCUCUCUGGCCCACCAGAGAAGGAUGCCACUCCGACUGCUCGCAGUCAAACAGAACUGCCCCCGAUUUCUGCACCUCGGUCAACGGCCAUGUGCUGCAGGUCCCUGCCACCUCCUGGGUUGCUCAUAUCCCUUCUGCAGCUGGAGAGGUCAUCUCACCUCUGGAGAAGAAAAAGAGGAUGGCUCAGGCCAGCCUUAACUUACCAUUGAAUUCUCAGAGAGAGGACAAAGAAAGGCCUUCUGUCAUCCACUGCUCCCAAUCUCCAGCUCGACGUUCCUCCAGCAGGAACGACAACUCCUCCGAUGGCUCUCCACUCCCUUUAUCUUCCUCCUCUUCCCGCAGCCCGUCCCCUCUCUCUGUUUCUUCAGAGGACGGUCCAGCAAGGCGUGAAGAUAAAGCUACACCAGGCUCAGACCCUUCCCACAAGUGUUCUGUCAAAAAACUAGAGGAUGAAAAGUCUGUGAGCAGCAGUCAGACAUCUACAGACACCAUGAGACGGAAUAAAGAUGUUUCUCAAGUCGCUUCUCAGUCAUUAAGCGGUGACUCCAUAAAAGGCCAAAAAAAAGACUCUGCCUGGAAGCCUUACCACAAGGCCACCGGCAAAUAUAUAGCAUAUCCUUUCAACUUGACCUCCACCUUCUCAACGUCUACCUCCAGUUUCACCAAAGUUAUUCCAAAAUCUGUGCAGCCUCUGCGACCUGCUCCGAUUCGACCCACUUACAAAAUUCACCAGAGCAGGCUCUUUCAGCAGAACAACUCUCUGUCAAAGAAGCUGAAUGUUGUGACUCCAUGGCCUUAUCAGGUCGAGAAAAGGGAGCGAUCAAGGACGGUGCCACAGAAAGUCCCCCCGCCCCAGCCGAGCCUGUCCCAGUCCACCACCACCAUGCCACCAUCAUGUGUCCUGUCCAGCUACGACAAAACGGAGAGAGACUCCCGGCACCCGCCCACGUUACACCCCACAUUUCACUCCCACAGAAUGAGACUACCUCAAUCUCAGUUUAUGUACCAUCAUUUGCCAGUGGGCCCGAGUCACUCUGCUAUCGUCGGACCAGCUGUUUACCCGUAUCUCUACCCUUUUCCUCUGUUAAAUCCCCAAGCUGGAUACACUCUGCCUACAAUGAGUCACAUUUAUCCUCACAAGCUGUGAUUUUUCUGUAAGUCAGCUUCAAAUUGCUCCUAAUGAAUCUAGACAAUUAAACAUUUGGGAGAUGCUUUACAUGUCCUCAAACAAACUAAACAGAUGGUGAAUUACAGUUAUUAUAGCGACGGUUCCAGAAAUUUAUAGGAUUAUUGUAAAACAUGUUGAGUCAUCCAAAUGCUUUAAAUCAGUGCAUCGGUUUGAAGAAACUUCAUUUAAUUACAAUCUGUUACUACUACUAAGAUGGUUUUUUUUUUAUUUUGUUUUGUUUUCUUUUUUGGAACUGGUGCUGUUACACUUAAGGAAACAGUAAACAAUUUUAAUUAAUUCACUGCAUCUGUGUUCAUGGCCAAUUUGCAAAGAUAGCUUAAAUAUACACACACAAAAACAACCAUUUUGUCACCACAUUAGACCUCAGUUUCAGUGCUUCGAUAGUGACAGAAAAAAAGACCUUCUUCCUCACUUCACUGUUUUGUGAUGUCUGUUAAGCAUGGAAAAAUGUAUUCAUGCAUUCAUUUUCAGUAGGUUAUAGGUUAUUGCAAUAGCAUCUUUACAGGCCUUAACAAGAAAUCAAUCAGGCAGCUGCAGCUGAUCCAGAACGCUGCUGCCAGUGUCCUUACAAACACCAGGAAACUGGACCACGUUACACCGGUCAUGA